UUGAAUGGCUAAAUCUCCAUUUUGGGGCUAAUAGUAAAAGCUAAAUCUGUAAAUGUAACCGACGAGAGCGCAACACCGGAAGUCGUCAGAUCACUUUCAAAUUAAAACUGGACUCUUGCGUGAUUUUACCAAAAACAGUCUUUUCUGAAUACAAUACAAUACAAUACAAUGAUUGUCACACUGCUCGUUAUAAGUGUGACGUGAGGUGGUUAAAAAAAGUGACUGACAUGAAUGAUAGCGUAAACUGGCGUUAUCUUUUUUAUCUUAUUUUUUUAGCUAAUUUAAACCAAGAAGCCCAUUGUAGCCUAUUGAUACAUUUUAUUUAUACCUUUUAUAACCAGUGUGAUUGGAAGUCGUUCACAUAAUUGCACUUUGCCAAACAAAAUAAAGUGGACAGUCUUGUUGAAUGUGUCGGCUGUAGCCAACAAUACAAAACAUUAAAGUGAAAACUGGGCAGAUAUUUCAGCAGGUCUCUGAUUGACAGAAAUAGUAAAGAUUUUUUUAAAAAAUGUGUCUUUUGUAACAAAAUGUGCUCCUGUACACCCACCAGCUGCCCCGUCUCACAUCAGCUGUUGGAGGAUGUAUGAUGUAAUCCAACGCUUCAGUCCCAACCAGAGGGAGCCAGACAGCGAGGCGCGGAGCUGGAAAACCACCGCGUGGAUCUCGCCUGCCUUGGUACUUCCUGAAAUUUAAGACAAACAAACAGCCCUCCAUCGAGCGCAUUUGGGUCAGCGGUUCCGCGGUGGUGUGUGCCGGAGGAGUCAUGUCGCGGAGGUUUGCGCCGACCGGCCGACGAACAGGAUGCUGGAUGCGGGCUGGCAGCAGCAGCGGCGGCGGCCGGGGAUGCUGCUGGUGAACUUGAGUCCCCCGCUCCUCCUCCUCCUCCUCCUCCUCCUCCUCCCUUUCAGCUGUAAUUAACCACCAUGGCUCAGGAGUCGUCUCCCACAGCUGCUCCAGCAUCCUCCGUGUGAAAAUGGCCAGCAGUCCGCCUCCAUCGGUCCGCCCUAGCUGUCGCCUUUCCGCCUGUGACGGGAGAAGCGCGCCUGCUUCGGAUUUCAGCACUCGUAGGUCCUUUACGUCCGCUCCGGAUCUUGUUUUUUACACCUCUGAUGUGAAAUUCUGAGCUGUCGUGUUUGCUCUAAAUUCACGAAUACACCUCCUGGCCCCAUCGUUGGCCCUUACAACAGAUGUUUGCGGAGAUGGGCCUUGUCCGCUGCCGCACCUCGCUAUGCCCUGCCCGGAUCCGAGUUUCCCGACCUUACUCGCCGUAAUGGCUCUGUGACAUCUCGCUAAGCCUCAGCUGUCCCGUUUCUUUCGGCAUCACUCGCCCUUCCGGACACCCUGCAGAGCAGCGAUUGUCCUGCGGGGGAAUGAGUAGCGUCCAUCCCUCAAGCCGAAGCCUGCCCGCCGCCCUGUGACUUCAGAGGGGUGUGGAGGUCCUGACAAACAUAAAACGUGGAGGGUGGGGACGUUUGCCUUUCCAGCUCAGGUUUAAACCAUGGCCAAUGAACCUGUCAUCCUUAACGUGUACGAUAUGUACUGGAUCAACGAAUACACUUCCAAUCUGGGUAUUGGAGUCUUCCACUCAGGCAUCGAGAUUUAUGGCAGAGAAUUUGCAUACGGGGGUCAUCCAUACCCUUUCAGUGGCAUCUUUGAAAUCAACCCCGGCAACGCUGCUGAGCUGGGAGAGACAUUCAAGUUCAAGGAGGCCAUUGUUUUGGGCACCACAGACUUCACAGAGGAGGACAUAGAUAAAAUCAUGGAGGAGCUCGGUAAAGAGUUUAAAGGCAACGCCUACCAUCUAAUGCACAAAAACUGCAACCACUUCUCCUCCUCGCUGUCUGAGUUGUUGUGUGGACGAGAAAUCCCUCGCUGGGUCAACAGACUGGCCUACUUCAGCUCCUGCAUCCCCUUCCUGCAGAGCUGCCUACCCAAGGAGUGGUUAACCCCGGCGGCCCUUCAGAGCCACAUCAGCCUCGGCCUCCACAAAGAGGAGCAGAACGAAUCGAGCGACGAGGACCAGUCGUCCCCAUCCGGAGCGGCCGCCACCGGCUCCUCCCACAGCUGCCGCCACACGAGGGUGUGAACUGGCCCACAAACGCUGACCUCUGGACCUUCUUGCCACCUCUGCUUGUGGCUCAAUUAGUAGGCUUGAACAACCACCUGACCUCAUACUGUUUGUCCUCUGAGUAAAGAGGCAGGAAGAGAAGAAUUCCCUCUUCAUGA
This is a messenger RNA of Scatophagus argus, 2226 nucleotides long. Its product is annotated as deubiquitinase DESI2. Gene Ontology annotation, molecular function: deubiquitinase activity. The record is from RefSeq and is a predicted model, not a curated record. Lineage: Eukaryota; Metazoa; Chordata; Actinopteri; Scatophagidae. The transcript has 5 exons. Gene Ontology annotation, biological process: protein deubiquitination. The coding region runs from base 1499 to 2086 and encodes 195 amino acids.